GGCGAACUUUCUGACCAAGUAUACAACUACCCAGAGGGCCUAGGAGAAGUGCUGUAUAGAGAGCAGUUCGACUUCAACGCUGAGCCACCUUGGGAACCUAGCUGAUGAUAGGGGGGUUCCAUCUCCUGACUUGUCCAUUUUGUUGCAUAUUCUAAGGACCCAGACAUAGGCUUGGUGGCCCGUCUCUUGUUUUUCCUGGUUUAUGACUUUCGGCUUUGUGGAAUACGGCUGAGAUGAAAGGAUUUAUUGACGAUGCAAACUACUCCGUUGGCCUGUUGGAUGAAGGAACAAACCUUGGAAAUGUUAUUGAUAACUAUGUUUAUGAACAUACCUUGACAGGGAAAAAUGCAUUUUUUGUGGGAGAUCUUGGAAAGAUUGUGAAGAAACACAGUCAGUGGCAGAAUGUGGUGGCUCAGAUAAAGCCAUUCUACACAGUGAAGUGCAACUCUGCUCCAGCUGUACUUGAGAUUUUGGCAGCUCUUGGAACUGGCUUUGCUUGUUCCAAUAAAAAUGAAAUGGCCUUAGUGCAAGAAUUGGGUGUCACUCCAGAAAACAUUAUUUACAUAAGUCCUUGCAAGCAAGUGUCUCAAAUAAAGUAUGCAGCAAAAGUUGGAGUGAAUAUCAUGACAUGUGACAAUGAAAUUGAGUUGAAAAAAAUUGCACGUAAUCAUCAGAAUGCCAAGGUCUUACUACAUAUUGCAACAGAAGAUAACAUUGGCGGUGAGGAGGGUAACAUGAAGUUUGGCACUACCCUGAAGAACUGUAGGCAUCUUUUGGAGUGUGCUAAGGAACUUGAUGUCCAAAUAAUUGGAGUUAAAUUUCAUGUUUCAAGUGCUUGCAAAGAAUCUCAAGUAUAUGUACAUGCUCUAUCUGAUGCUCGAUGUGUGUUUGACAUGGCUGGAGAAUUUGGCUUUACGAUGAACAUGUUAGACAUUGGUGGAGGCUUCACAGGAACUGAAUUUCAGUUGGAAGAGGUUAAUCAUGUGAUCAGUCCUCUAUUGGAUAUCUAUUUUCCUGAAGGAUCUGGCAUUAAGAUAAUUUCAGAACCUGGAAGUUACUAUGUGUCUUCUGCAUUUACACUUGCAGUUAAUAUCAUUGCUAAGAAAGUUGUUGAAAAUGAUAAAUUUUCCUCUGGAGUAGAAAAAACCGGAAGUGAUGAACCAGCUUUCAUGUACUAUAUGAAUGAUGGUGUUUAUGGUUCUUUUGCAAGUAAACUGUCUGAGGACUUAAAUACCAUUCCAGAGGUUCACAAGAAAUACAAGGACGAUGAGCCUCUGUUUACAAGCAGCCUUUGGGGUCCAUCCUGUGAUGAGCUUGAUCAAAUUGUGGAAAGCUGUCUUCUUCCUGAGCUGAAUGUGGGAGACUGGCUUAUCUUUGAUAACAUGGGAGCAGAUUCUUUCCAUGAGCCAUCUGCUUUUAAUGAUUUUCAGAAGCCAGCUAUUUAUUACAUGAUGUCAUUCAGUGACUGGUAUGAGAUGCAAGAUUCUGGAAUUACUUCAGACACAAUGAUGAAGAACUUCUUCUUUGUGCCUUCUUGCUUUCAGCUGAGUCAAGAAGACAGCUUUUCCACUGAAGCUUAAACAGGCAUUAAUGCUUCUUUAGAUCUGAAGUUGCAGGUUAAGCUUGUCUGGUCUACAUUCCAGUGUGGAAAAAAAAAUCAGUUUCAUCCUGUUAAUUCUCUCGGAAACAAAAACUAUUAGUAAUAGCUGUUUGGGACCAGACGAAAUCAGCUUUCAUCUAUAAUUCAUUGGGGGCAUUGGGAAAUUUAGAUAAUGUAUCCAAAUUUAAAUUUAUCAGUUUGUCCUACCCCUUAAGCAUUUAAAAUAAAAUAUGCAACAAAAUGGAUGACUUAGUGGAGAUGGAAGCCCAUUAAUUGGGUUCCCCAUUAAACCGCUUACAUACAAGUACACAGUUUUUAUACUAAGGAUUUGUGUUAAAAGUCUUGUAAUGUCUUUCACCCAGAUAUAUCAAAUAUCAGUGAAGGACCAGUGUGACUUCAUUAGAUACGUUUAGUGUAUUUAGAAUGUGUAAAUUUGUGCUUUGAACUGUAGUUUAAUAAAUGUAAAAUUGCAUCAUAGUAUUUGUUGUAUUUGACCUAAUGUAACCCUUGUAUGAUUGCAAUAAAAUUUUGUGUAGAUUUUACUGUUAUUUUUUUUUUCAGGCUAAAACUUUUGGGAAAGGGGCUAGCUAGCAAAGGUAGUUUUGAAAUAGAUGUGUAUAUGGACUGUUUUGAAGGUUAUUUUUCUUUAUUGCCCAUAUAAGUUUAGUUUGGCUCAAUUUUUUUUUUCAUUUAUUUAACAAGUAAUUUAAGUAAAGUGUUUGGUAAAUCAUUGUGAAAUCAGAUUCAUCAUGGAGAGUUGAUGUGCAGCAAGCAUGAUGUUUAACAAUUUUAACACCAAAAAUGUUAAUCCUGCAUAAGCGAAUUGUAAUAAUUAGUAGGUGUUUCUGUAUAGAUAGACUGCAUAGAAUACCUUAGUAAAUCUUUGCAUCACAAAUCUUUUGGCUGAAAUGGAAGAUUCUAUUAAAUACUUUGAUAAACUUGGGGGGAGGGAAAUAAAAUUGCAGAGAACUGCAGAGCACUAAAAUGUAAAGAAGGGCUGCAUCUGUAUCCAGAAUCCUGACGCUCUUUUGCACGGAAUAUUUAAUUCAGAGUUGGAGGGGGGUGAAGCACAC
This is a messenger RNA of Tupaia belangeri chinensis (Chinese tree shrew), 2673 nucleotides long. RefSeq names its product antizyme inhibitor 1 (gene AZIN1). Gene Ontology annotation, cellular component: cytoplasm. Gene Ontology annotation, molecular function: ornithine decarboxylase activity; ornithine decarboxylase activator activity. NCBI's taxonomy places the organism in Eukaryota, Metazoa, Chordata, Mammalia, Scandentia, Tupaiidae. Bases 234 to 1580 code for a protein of 448 amino acids. Gene Ontology annotation, biological process: positive regulation of polyamine transmembrane transport; negative regulation of protein catabolic process. The record is from RefSeq and is a predicted model, not a curated record. The transcript is spliced from 11 exons.